GGCGUUUUGUUUUGACUUGCAACAAAUUUAACUUAAAUGUUUUAAACGCUAUCAUACGAUAUCAGGUCGCAGAGAAGUAGCAUCAAAACAAGAAUGGCGAAGCACGUGGUUUUUUCUUCAGGAGCAAAGUUGUGGAGAUCUUUGGCUUGUGCAAAGUCAGAACUAUGCCUGGAUCUCACCCUUGCCUGUGGACAAUCUUUCCGGUGGAGAGAAACUGCAGAAGGACACUGGACAGGAGUGAUGGGAGGGAGAGUGUGGACUCUGACUCAAACAGAUGACACUCUUUGGUACUACCUGUACACAAACCAUGACAGUCGGAGUGGAGGUGACAAGAAGCUGAGAGGUGGUGUAUCUCUUCAGGACAACAGAGCUGAGAGAACAUCUAAAGAUACUCAGAGGAAGGAUGAAGAGGAGCCACAGGCUGUUAGUGACCAACAGGGCAGUGAGAUGGAGGCAGAGAUGAUGCUGAGGAACUACUUUCAGCUACAUGUGAAGCUGGAGGAUCUGUACAGGGAGUGGGGAGCAGCAGAUCCCCACUUCAAGAAGAUUGCAGACAUUUUCACCGGUGUGCGAAUUCUGCGCCAGAACCCCACCGAGUGCCUGUUUUCCUUCAUUUGCACCUCCAACAACCACAUUUCUCGUAUUCAAGGAAUGGUGGAGAGGUUGUGUCAGGCUCUGGGCGCUCCACUCUGCCGGCUGGAUCAAACCUCCUACUAUGAUUUUCCUGCCCUCUCUGCACUAGCAGACAGCAGUGUAGAGGCAUGCCUCAGGGAUCUUGGCUUUGGUUACAGAGCUCGGUUCCUUCAGAAGAGUGCAAAGCAGAUUCUGGACACUCACGGGCUCCAGUGGCUUGAAGGUUUACGCAGACUCUCAUAUCUGGAGGCCCGUGAUGCUCUUCGGACUCUCCCUGGCGUGGGCACUAAGGUGGCAGACUGUGUCUGUUUGAUGUGUCUGGAUAAGCCAGAUGCUGUACCUGUGGAUACACACGUGUGGCAGAUUGCUCAGCGGGACUAUAAGUAUGCUGCUGAUAAAGGACAAAAGAGCCUUACAGAAAAGCUUCACAGAGAUAUUGGAGAUUUCUUUAGAAAACUUUGGGGCCCAUAUGCUGGCUGGGCACAUUCAGUGUUGUUCUGCGCUGACCUCAAGAAGUUCCAGAGCCUCAAAGAAGGAGCAUGUUUUAAUCAGCUGAAGAAAGAGAACGAAAAGGAGGAAAAGCCCAGGAAAAAUACAAUAAAGAGAGAACUUGAAGGACACGGACUAAACAUUAAGUCAGAAUAUCAGAAAAAGGCAAAAGUUUGUGUCAAGGAAGAGAGGAUGCUGUAAAAUAAACAAGCUUCAGAUCACGCCACACUUUUUGCUAAUUUACCUCUAUCUGAAAAUACAAUGAAAUC
Nematolebias whitei (Rio pearlfish) is the source of this 1391-nucleotide messenger RNA. It is a transcript of the gene ogg1, whose product is annotated as 8-oxoguanine DNA glycosylase. Gene Ontology annotation, biological process: base-excision repair, AP site formation; base-excision repair; nucleotide-excision repair. Gene Ontology annotation, molecular function: 8-oxo-7,8-dihydroguanine DNA N-glycosylase activity; damaged DNA binding. The record is from RefSeq and is a predicted model, not a curated record. Lineage: Eukaryota; Metazoa; Chordata; Actinopteri; Cyprinodontiformes; Rivulidae. The transcript is spliced from 7 exons. Bases 94 to 1323 code for a protein of 409 amino acids. Gene Ontology annotation, cellular component: nucleus.